This is a messenger RNA of Chrysoperla carnea, 2508 nucleotides long. RefSeq lists its product as uncharacterized. Lineage: Eukaryota; Metazoa; Arthropoda; Insecta; Neuroptera; Chrysopidae. The transcript has 5 exons. The coding region runs from base 4 to 2508 and encodes 834 amino acids. The record is from RefSeq and is a predicted model, not a curated record.
AAGAUGGACACCUACGAACAAAAUGUUAUGCAAACGCUAAACGCGGUACCUCAAGGUGGUAGCACUGAUAUGAUGAAGAAAGUGGAGAGAGCGUUGAGGCUCAUCAAGACGGUGGAGGAAGCUGAGCGAUGGAUGAUACUUAAUAAGCAGAACAUCCGCUUAUUCAAAAAGAUGUUGAUGUUAAAGAAAGAAAAUCCUCUGCGUCUUGAAGCUAAUAUUGGACUUUGUAAAUCAUACCAGCGGCAACUUCACCGACUGCGAUUAGAUUUAGUUAAGCAAGGUGGUGGUGUCACCAAAAAACAAAAUCGACAUCUAAUCUGGGAGACAAUUGAAACCCACCACCAGGGCAGGGUGAAGACUGGUAUGAUUACCAAUUUGGAUUAUAAAGAUCCAAAUAUAUUUUUCAACCGGGCAUUUCCAAUGUUUAGAAGACACGUUCGGCGUGAGCUAGUGAAGCAUCCCCUCAAGGUGUAUAUUAUGUUCACGGGCAAUUUCAUUAAGCCCACCACCAAAGAGGAGGAUUUGAAAACAUUUAUAACGUCGGCCAAGGAAAUGUAUCUGACAACGGACAUGCAGGAGUGGUACAAUGAUCAUGUCAAAAACUAUUUGCUGAAAAAAUUGGAAGAAUUCCAGGAACGCGAUAGCGGUUGGGCUCUUGACAUGAUCAUAAAUAUUCGAGUCCACAUGAAUAAGUACUCUCCGAUCACAGCUGGGACUUUUUGUGAACUACCACCAGUCAUCAAAAAUAAAUUGGCUGUGGUUAAUGUCCGGAAUGAUGACCAACACUGUUUUCUAUGGUCGAUAAUGUCAGCACUUUACCCGGUUGAAAAGGAUCCUCAACGCUUGAAUAAGUACCCGCACUAUAGUCAUUAUUUGAAAUAUGAUGGAUUAAAGUUUCCCAUGUCUCUGGAUCAAAUUAAUAAAUUUGAAAAGAUGAACCCGCAGCUAUCGAUUAACGUGUACGGCUACAAAGUUACGUUUCUACGUGAUUUAGAAAUUUUCCCUGUACGCGUUAGUUCGAACACUGCGGGGCAGAAAAUUCAUCUAUUGGCUGUGGAGAAUGGGAACAGUCACCACUUUUGCUGGAUAAAAAAUUUAGCAAAGUUGAGUCGAUCGGGUGUAACAAAACACGUAGGUAAAAUUUAUUUAUGUGAUCGAUGUCUCAACUAUUUUGCUACAGAAGUCAAACUCCAACAGCAUUCAGUAAAUUGUGGUGAAAAAGAAGCGGUGCGGGUACGAAUGCCUGAAACUGAUGACGAGCGGUUCGUUGAGUUCAAAGAUUUCAACAGCAAGGAACGUGUUGAGUAUAUGGUGUACGCUGACUUUGAGGCACUAUUGGUACCACAACAUCAUGAAGACAUGGAAAUGGAUCAUGGGUCUUAUACAAAAAAUAUUCAAAAACAUGUACCCUACAGUGUAGGUUACUAUGUUCAUUGUACCCAUGAUCCCAACCAAUCGUUUUAUAAGGCAUACCGUGGUGCUGAUUGUGUCAAGUGGUUUGUUCAUGAACUGGAACAAGUAGCGUACUCAUUAGAGCAAAAAAUAAAACACGUUAAACCAAUGUAUCCGCUCACCGUCGAACAAGAACUGGAUUUUAUGUCAGCAGAGAAGUGUCACAUUUGUGAUAAAGAUUUCGUAUCCAAUUCCAUACGUGUUCGCGACCAUUCACAUCGCACAGGUAUCUACCGUGGAGCAGCACACCAAUUUUGUAAUCUGCAUUAUCAAGAUUCAAGGGUGAUACCUGUUGUGAUGCACAACUUAAGUGGUAAUGAUGAACAAUUUCAAUUGCUAACGAGAAAAGGUGUAUUUCCAUAUGAAUACAUGAGUAGCUGGGGACGUCUCCAAGAGACAAAAUUACCACCAAAGGAGGCGUUCUACAGUGUGUUAACAGAUGAACACAUAACGGAUGAGGAUUAUAACCAUGCGAUACAGGUAUGGAACACAUUCAAUUUACAUACACUAGGUGAUUAUUCAGACCUGUAUAUGAAAACUGAUGUGUUACUACUUGCGGAUAUUUUUGAAAAUUUCCGUAACACUUGUAUUCAUAGCUAUAAUCUCGAUCCUAGUCACUAUUACACACUUCCUGGCUAUACGUGGAGCGCCAUGUUGAAAUACACCAAUAUCAAAUUGGAAUUGUUCACGGAUAUUGAUGACUUGUUGUUUAUCGAGAAAGGAAUCAGAGGCGGUGUAAGUCAAUGUUCUAAUCGCUAUGCUAAGGCAAACAAUAAGUACAUGGAAGAGGGGUAUGAUAAAACUCAAGAAGAUGUCUACCUUAUGUAUUAUGAUGUGGUGAACCUAUAUGGUGCAGCAAUGUGUGGAUACCUACCAACAGGAAAUUUUAAGUGGGUCGACACACCAAACAUCGAGGAUGUUGCAGAUGAUUCACCAGUCGGGUACAUUUUAGAAACAUAUCGAAAACGUUUGUGUAUGACUUCCACUACAACUACAUGUACCAACGGUACAACCCCACAAAUGUCAGGUUAUUAUACACAGACACCGAUAGUCUAA